Messenger RNA from Protobothrops mucrosquamatus (brown spotted pit viper), 3393 nucleotides. It is a transcript of the gene PNPT1, whose product is annotated as polyribonucleotide nucleotidyltransferase 1. Gene Ontology annotation, cellular component: cytosol; mitochondrion. The transcript has 25 exons. Bases 83 to 2323 code for a protein of 746 amino acids. Gene Ontology annotation, molecular function: polyribonucleotide nucleotidyltransferase activity; RNA binding; 3'-5'-RNA exonuclease activity. The record is from RefSeq and is a predicted model, not a curated record. NCBI's taxonomy places the organism in Eukaryota, Metazoa, Chordata, Lepidosauria, Squamata, Viperidae. Gene Ontology annotation, biological process: mitochondrial RNA 3'-end processing; mitochondrial mRNA catabolic process.
AUGGCGACCGAGUUUGUUGCGCAGAGCCAAUCAGCUGUAUCUUAAUGGGAAGCAAGUGCCUUGCCGGGUGAUUCUUAGCGUUAUGGCUGCUUGCUGUGCUGCUUGCUGUUCGUGGCUGAGAUGGAGGACGAAGUCAGUGGGGACUGCUGUGAUAGCAGCCUCCCGCGAAGUAGGCCCUAUGGGUCUUCGGUUGAGAGGGCCCGGCUGCCUUCGCCUUAUGCGGCUGAGUUCGACGACAAGCUUUAAUGGCUCUUCUGCCACCUCUGUAGCGAUGACUGUGGAUGUUGGAAGCAAGAAAUUGGAAAUAUCUUCAGGAAAACUAGCCAAAUUUGCUGAUGGUUGUGCUGUAGUUAAGCUAGGUGAUACAGCAGUGAUGGUGACAGCGGUCAGUAAAUCAAAAGCUUCUCAAGCUCAGUUCCUGCCUUUGGUGGUUGACUAUCGGCAAAAGGCUGCUGCUGUAGGAAGAAUACCUACCAAUUACUUGAGAAGAGAACUGGGUACUACAGAUCAUGAAAUUCUUACAAGCAGAUUAAUAGGAGCUGUAAGAGUUGGAAUGAUUGAUGGAGAAGUUGUUGUUAAUCCCACUCGAAAAGAAAUGGCUUCUAGUACUUUGAAUUUAGUGGUUUCUGGAGCCCCUCGGAGCCAUAUUGUUAUGUUGGAAGCUGCAGCAGACAACAUCCUGCAACAGGAUUUCUGCCAUGCCAUCAAAGUAGGUUUGAAGCAUACCCAGCAGAUCAUUCAAGGCAUACAGCAGCUGGAAAGAGAGCAAAGAAUCAAAAAGAGAACUGACCAGAAGUUAUUCACUGCCCCUGAGGAGAUUGUGAAAUAUGCACAACAACUUGCAUCUGAAAAAGUCACAGCAGUAUUUUCAGACUUCACACAUGAUAAAAUUUCAAGAGAUGAAGCUAUCAACAAAAUCAGGCUUGAAACAGAAGAACAGCUAAAAGAAAAGUUUCCAGAGGCAGAUUCUUAUGAAAUCAUGGAAUCAUUUAAUGUUGUUACCAAGGAAAUCUUUAGAAAUCUUAUCAUGAAUGAAUACCGAAGAUGUGAUGGUAGAGAUUUCACUACACUUAGAAAUAUCAGUUGUGAAGUGGACUUGUUUAAAACUUUGCAUGGUUCAGCUUUAUUUCAAAGGGGACAAACACAGGUCCUGUGUACAGUUACAUUUGAUUCGUUAGAAUCAAGUAUUAAAUCAGAUCUUAUUACAACAGUAGUCAGUGGAAUAAAAGAUAAAAACUUUAUGCUUCAUUAUGAGUUCCCUCCAUAUGCAACUAAUGAGAUUGGCAGAGUUUCAGGUUCAAAUAGGAGAGAACUUGGUCAUGGUGCACUUGCAGAGAAGGCUUUGAAAUCGGUGAUUCCAAGUAAUUUCCCCUUCACAAUAAGAGUUACUUCAGAAGUUUUAGAAUCAAAUGGGUCAUCAUCGAUGGCUUCUGUUUGUGGUGGAAGUCUAGCCUUGAUGGAUGCAGGAGUUCCCAUAUCAUCUCCCGUAGCAGGUGUUGCUGUUGGUUUGAUUACCAAGCCAAAUCCUGAAAAAAAUGGAGAUAUUGAAAAUUAUUGCCUACUAACAGACAUUCUGGGAAUAGAGGAUUAUAACGGUGAUAUGGACUUCAAGAUGGCUGGGACAAAUAAAGGAAUCACUGCCUUACAGGCUGAUAUCAAGAUACCAGGAAUACCUUUAAAAAUUGUAAUGGAAGCUAUUCAACAAGCUACAGUUGCAAAGAAAGAGGUCUUGCAAAUUAUGAACAAAGUAAUUGCAAAACCUAGACCAAGCAGAAAAGAGAAUGGACCACUUACAGAAACUAUUCAGGUAUCAUUGUCAAAAAGAGCAAGAUUUCUUGGACCAGGAGGUUAUAAUUUAAAGAAACUUCGAGCUGAAACUGGGGUAACUGUUAGCCAAGUAGAUGAAGAGACUUUUUCCAUAUUUGCUCCAGUACCAGAAGCUAUGUAUGAAGCAAAAGAAUUUAUUAAGGAAUUAUGCAAAGAUGAUCAAGACUAUCAGUUGGAAUUUGGAGCUAUUUAUACAGCAACAAUAAUUGAAUUAAGAGAUGCUGGGGUAAUGGUAAAAUUAUACCCAAAUAUGACUCCUGUUCUACUUCACAACUCGCAGUUGGAUCAAAGAAAGAUUAAGCAUCCUAGUGCUAUUGGAUUACAAGUUGGUCAAGAAAUCCAGGUGAAAUACUUUGGACGUGAUCCAACUGAUGGAAGAAUGAGGCUUUCACGAAAAGUACUUCAGAGUCCAGCUACAUCUGUUGUUAAAACACUGAAUGACAAAAAAAGUAUAGUAAUAGGAAGUGCAGUUCAUGAGUCUGCCAAUUCAGCGUAGCACAAGAAUCCUUCUGAACUAGUAGAACUGUUCCCUUUGAUAGAAACUGAGAAAUUACUGGUAAUAUAUACAGGUUUCUAUAUGCCCAUGUACAUUUUAAAUUUCAUAAAAAUAUGAUUUAAUACCAGCUAAUUUUUCCUUGUUUUAAAGCCUUCAAAGUUCUUUUCAAAAAUAAGAAUUCAUAACACCUUUGUACGUUGUAUAAAAGCUGACAGAUAUUUUCAAAUGAAUAGAAUGUUUCCAGAAGUAUACAAUAUCACUCAAAUACUGUUUAAAACCUUAUUUCUAGUGCUAAUAAGACAUGUCACAUAUAUAAACUGUUUCCUGAUAUUUGUAGAAAUUUGUAUUAUUACAUUUAUGUAAUAUAUGUUCCUAGAAAGAAUUUUAAUGGGAAAACAAAUCACGUUGAAGAAGAUGCUUCAGAACAUGAAGAAAUAAAAAUGCAACACCUGCCAGUAACACAUUUUUGAACUUUUGCUUUUCCCAGGGAAGUACGUUAUCUCAAACUGAAUCUUGAGAAGCAAAUAAAAGCGGUUAGCAGCUUUUAUUGACAAUAAAUACUCUUUUGUAGAAUUAUAGAAUCUACAAAUACUUUUUAAAAUGGAAAAUAUCUUCAUUCUAUAUAAUUUAUCUUUGAUUCUACAUGACAAGAAAAGUCAUUUGAUAUUAUGUGCCAUCAAGUCAUUUUCAACUGCUAUCUACUACAUAGAUUCUCCAUCACAAUCUGUUCCUAACACGAUCAUCCUCUUCUCUUUCCUAUUAUUUUUCCCAACAUUAGAGCCUUUUCAGAGAGCUCAGUCUUUGCAUGAUGUGUCUGAAGCAGGAUAAUUUGAGCCUUGUCAUUUAUGCCAAAUGAGAACUCUGGGUUAUCUCAACAUAAUCAUUCAGUAUAAGCAGAUAAAAAACGAAUGCCAAAAUCUUACCAAAAAAAAAUUCAAUUUGUACAUACGAUUUUCAGUUAUAUGUAAUAUUUCAUUAAUGAAGGGUUGAAGGAAUAUAAAUGUAACAUGAAUAUACAGACCUUUUAUCUUAUUUUACUUUAAGCUAUUAAAGAUAUGUAAAUUUGUUGA